AUGCCGAAUAACAGGACAUACAAACUUGGGGUUAUGCCUGAUAAUGGGGCAUACAACUUUGGGGUUAUGCCUGAUAAUCGGACAUACAACCCUGGGGCUAUGCCUGAUAAUGAAACAUACAACCUUGGAGCUUUGCCUAAUAAUGGGACAUACAACAUUGGGACUAUGCCUGAUAAUGGGACAUACAACAUUGGGACUAUGCCUGAUAAUGGGACAUACAACAUUGGGACUAUGCCUGAUAAUGGGACAGACAACCUUGGGGUUAUGCUAGAUUAUGGGAUUUUACCAUUUGGAGCAGAAUGCCUGUUCACCUAA
Candidula unifasciata is the source of this 315-nucleotide messenger RNA. The record is from the annotation of a GenBank genome assembly. Lineage: Eukaryota; Metazoa; Mollusca; Gastropoda; Stylommatophora; Geomitridae.